This is a messenger RNA of [Candida] anglica, 2486 nucleotides long. The record is from the annotation of a GenBank genome assembly. NCBI's taxonomy places the organism in Eukaryota, Fungi, Ascomycota, Pichiomycetes, Serinales, Debaryomycetaceae.
GCCGGUGAUUUACAAAGGAAGUGGCCAGAUAUUUCGAGUUCUGUUAUAGCUGGCAAUAGAUAGAAACGAUGGACUUUGAACAAAGAGAGGACAUCGACGGGGUUAGAUGCUCGUGGAACCAAGUGCCGCGGUCUGCAUUGCAACACCAACGCAAUGUUGUGCCCUUGGGGAUGUUGUACACUCCGAUGAACCAUGGGGUCGAAGUGACCCAGGCCCCAGCUGAAGCCAUGACCACAUGUCGUCAGUGCCAGGCGUUCCUCAAUCCAUACUGCCGGGUAGAUGGCACCGGGGCCACAUGGACAUGUGCCAUGUGUGGCUUCCAUAACCGAUUGACUCCGGGGCAAACCAUCCCCUUACAGGCCACCACCGUGGAAUAUGCCACGGGGAGAAGUAGUAGAGUCCCUCCAGUGUAUGUGUAUGUGGUGGACACUUGCUUUGAAGGAGAUGAAGAUCUCAAGGCGUUCCAAGCGUUGACCGAUUCUGUGUUUGAACUGAUGCGUUCAUUGCCCGAAGAUGCACUUGUUGGGUUCAUUUCGUAUGGACAAAACGUCCAGGUUCAUGAGGUAGUUGCUGGGGCCACUGGAGUGCAAAAAAAUUGGGUUUUCAACGGAGCUAAAGAGUAUACAUUGGAGGAAGUAUCACAAAAUUUGGGGAUUUUGGACAGUUCAUUAAGAAAUAAACAACCACUGGCAGCUCCAGCGGGUGAUUCUAUCUUUGGAGUUGUCGGUCAAAGAUUCCUCUCACCUGUUGCUACCGCUGAAUACCAAUUGGAUACAAUCAUCCAGACCUUGAGGAAUAAUGCGUUCCCUCAUUGUACCAAGACUCAACGGUUGAACCGAUGCACUGGAGCUGCUCUUAAUGUCGCCUCGUUGCUUCUUCGAGCCGUCAUUGGCGCCACAAACACCAUCGGGGGCCAGAUCUUGGCCUACGUGGGCGGUGCGUGCACCUAUGGACCGGGGAUGAUUGUCAGUCAAUCGCUCAAGGACCCGAUCCGGUCGCAUCAUGACAUUGAACGUCAAAAUACCCAGAUUGUCCAGAAUGCCGUCGGGUUCAACAAGCCACUCACACAUGAGGCCCGCAAGUUUUAUGGCACCAUUGCCGAAAGACUUGUGGCCAUGGGGAUCAGUGUCACGCUCUUGAUUGGUAGUUACGAUCAAGUCGGACUCUUUGAAAUGGAGGCCAUUUGUAACCGUACCGGAGGUGAUCUUGUCAUGUGUGAUCUGUUUGAUAGUACCAUUUUCAAACAGAGUGCCCGUAUGGUCGUCCUGACCACACAAUUGUGUCUCAAUGCCACCUUGGAGGUUCGUGUUGGGGACUCGUUGGGAAUCCAAGGGUUAUUGGGUAAUGCCACGGCAAUCCCACUGGCCAAACGUGAAAAUAGAUUUAUUCUGCAAAGUAUAGCCAAGUUGGGCUUGGGACAACUGGGCACAAAUUGUUGGAAAUGUUGCAAUGUCGGACCACAAUCCACAUAUGCCAUUUAUUUGGAAAAACGGGAUUCCACCACCGUGGGUCAGACAUAUGUCCAAUUCAUAUUCCAUUACCAAAGCCCAGAAGAUGGUCAAUUGAGGCUUCGUGUGACCACCAUCCCGCUUCAAAUCGUGCAAGACAACGAUAUCGCAGCCAUGGAGUAUGGGUUUGACCAGGAAACCUCCUUGGUACUCAUAGCUAGAGACCUUGUACAUAGACUCCAGGCACAAGAAGCUAAGGAUCCACAGACUAAAGUGGGGUCUGAAGACGUGGUGACUCUUUUAGACAAACGAUUGAUUGACUUUUGUGCACGAUUCGCCGUUUACAACAAGGGAGAUGUCAACUCGUUCCGUCUUUCCACCACUUAUCAAAUGUUACCUCAAUUCAUGUACCAUUUACGUCGGUCUCAACUUGUCAAAGUGUUCAAUAACUCCCCCGAUGAAACCAGUUAUGUGCGGCAUUUGUUCCUUCAUGAGGAUUUGACCAAUUCAUUGACCAUGAUCCAACCAACCUUGAUGUCCUACGAUAUAGAUAAUUACUCUGGUGGUGAACCAGAACCGGUUUUACUCGACUCGCAAUCUCUUUCCCCGGGGAGAAUCCUUCUUUUGGAUACUUUUUUCCAAGUUUUGAUUUUCCACGGUUCCAGGGUCGCCCAAUGGCGUAAGGCUGGGUAUCAUGAACAAGAAGAAUAUGCCUAUUUUAAGGAAUUCUUGGAGGCUCCAAAGAGUGCCGCCAUGCAACUUCUCAUUGAACGGUUCCCAUUGCCGCGGUUCAUUGACUGUGACGAAGGUGGGUCCCAGGCUCGUUUCCUCAUGGCCAAACUUAACCCCAGUACAAACUAUGCUUCACAUCCAAAUAACGGGUAUGGUAGUGGAGUCAAGGAUGUUCUUACUGACGAUGUGAGCUUGCAACUGUUCAUGGAACAAGUUCAAAAGAAGGUUGUUGCCAAAUAAAAGAAGAAGUGAAACUUGACAGUGUAUAUGGCAUCGAAUGAGAGGAGAAUAUAGAUACAAUCAGAC